Molecule: messenger RNA, 1404 nt
Organism: Spinacia oleracea (spinach)
Lineage: Eukaryota; Viridiplantae; Streptophyta; Magnoliopsida; Caryophyllales; Amaranthaceae
Product: PHD finger protein ING2
Exons: 7
Coding region: 209-994 (261 amino acids)
Cellular component (GO): nucleus
Source: RefSeq, a predicted model, not a curated record
AGGUGAGAAGUUCAUAAUCUAUGAAUCAUAAUUUAGUUUCCGUUAUAAUUUUACCGCAACUGCUAACAGAAAUCCGAAAACCCUAACAUUAAACACUUGCUUCCCUCCUUUUCUGAGACAAAAUUUGAGAGAGAUUAAAGUGAGAAGUGGCACCACCGCAAUUCAACAAACACCAAGGGCGACAACGUAGAACAAGAGCGAAAACUCAAUGGCGAUUGCGCGAACUGGCGUUUACGUCGACGACUAUUUGGAAUAUGCUAGCACUUUGCCAGCUGAGCUUCAAAGGCUUCUCAAUACCAUCCGCGAGCUUGAUGAGCGUUCCCAAGGAAUGAUCAAUCAGACAAGGCAACAAACGAAGUACAGCUUAGGGAUAUCAAGUCAGAACUCGAGAAAAGGGUAUAAUGGUGAAGAUGAUGAUGUUGGGGUUGAGAAAUUGCGCAAAGAAAUUGAGGGGACUCAGGAUAAUGCGUUAAGCCUUUGUACCGAGAAGGUUUUACUUGCUCGACAAGCUCAUGAUCUUAUAGAUAGUCAUAUAAAGCGUCUAGAUGAAGACCUGAACUACUUUGCUGAAGAUCUAAAGCAAGAGGGAAAGUUGCCACCGGAUGAGCCUGCCAUUCUUCCACCCCUUCCCAUACUUACAGCACCAAAACCUGAAAAGCAGCGGGGUGCAUAUGGAACCCCUCAAUCAAGGCGUUUUAGUUAUAGAGACAGGGAAUGGGACCGCGAGCGAGAUAAAGAUUCAGAGCUAAUGCCACCUCCUGGUAGCCACAAGAAGGAGUUCCCUGUCCCUGUCGAUACUGAUCAGCCUAUUGAUCCAAAUGAACCAAUCUACUGCGUUUGUCACCAGGUUUCAUUUGGAGAUAUGAUAGCUUGUGACAAUGAGAAUUGUCAAGGAGGAGAAUGGUUCCAUUAUGCAUGUGUUGGAUUGACCCCUGAAACAAGAUUCAAAGGGAAGUGGUACUGUCCAACUUGCAGCCCUCAGUUUCGGUCUUAAAUCACUUUUCUGAUUCAGUUAACUCAAAAGCCAGGGUGGAUUAGCGAAGUAUUAUUCAGUUCAGAAGUUGAUGGAUUCUGUAUUUUGCUUCAGCCAUCUUGGGUGAUCUUUGUAAGGCCGCAUUUUGGGCCGGGAAUUGGGACUUGAACCUGUUAUGAGCUGUCUUAAAUUUGUUCAGGAAUCACCAUUUUCGGGAUCGAUUUGACUGUUAUGGUUGCACUGUAAAUAUGACGGUCUACAAGACUUCAACAUUUGGUCUCCAACAGCUUGUAAUUGCUCGAUUGUCAUAAACUUCCUUGAUAACCCAGAAAGCGAAUUAAUCUUCUGACAAUAGCAAUGUACUCUCUAAAACACAAUAGCAAUGUACUCUCUAUGUUUCUUAAUACAUAGAUCAUGUUGACUUUUUCACA